This is a messenger RNA of Thrips palmi, 3488 nucleotides long. Its product is annotated as arginine/serine-rich protein PNISR-like. The record is from RefSeq and is a predicted model, not a curated record. Gene Ontology annotation, cellular component: nuclear speck; presynaptic active zone. Lineage: Eukaryota; Metazoa; Arthropoda; Insecta; Thysanoptera; Thripidae. The transcript is spliced from 11 exons. Bases 178 to 2544 code for a protein of 788 amino acids. Gene Ontology annotation, molecular function: RNA binding.
AUAUCGAGCAUCCAAAAGCUGCGGUGGCGAUGGACGAUGGACAGCUUCCGAUUUCGUGUUAGAAUUUGAAGUUUAUUGUUAGUUUGUGUUAAUAAUGGCGUAUUAUUGGAGCUAGUUGCAUGUAGGAUACUAUUUCUCAAUUUGGUGCGUCGGUAGCAGUUCUUAGUUUUCGUAAAAAUGUGGUCUGGCACAAGUAAUGCCAGCAGUAAUGCGGAAUAUUCUCAAUGGGCGCUUAACCCUUCGGCUUAUCAAAACCUCUCUCAUGAUGAAAUUGACUGGGCGCAGCUUGCACAACAAUGGAUUCAGAUGAAAGAUACGUUUCCACCUGACCAGGUACCUCCGGCACCCCCACCCCCUCCCAUUGGACCCAUAGGGCGUGAACGAGAAAUAGUCAAAGAAGUACAUGAUGUUGGGCCUGAGGGUGGUGAAGCACCCAUGGAUAUGGAAACUAAGGAGGAAGCUAUGGAAUCUUCUAGUUCUCUUCCUCCUGGUGACCCAGCUGACCCAUCUACAUGGGGUACAUGGAAUAACUGGGGGGCUGGACCAUGGGAAUGGCCUAACAAUUCAGUGCCACCACCAGCAAACAUUGUUGUUCCCCCUACAUACGGGUAUAACACAGCAGGUGGCCAGGCCUUGUUGGAUGGAGCAGUAGCUAGUAGCUUUGAGUACAACCAUGGCAACUCAGAAUCAGCCUCCACACCCACUGGUGGAUUUUGGCCAGGCCCUGGAGCUGCUCCCGGUCCUGCACCCCCUCAUCAUGCAGGCAAUGAUGCUGCCCCUGCGCACCCAUUUGCCAAGCAGCCGAGGGGCGGUACUUGGAAAAGGGGUGGCAGCCGCCCACCGGCCAGAGACCGAUUUCUGCGAAGUGACAGGAAGUCUGCGGAGAUUGAAGAUGUGGACACCACACAAACCAUUGAUGCUGCUAAACGUCGAAAUUUGCCUGGCUGGAUUAGGGAAGGCCUUGAGAAAAUGGAAAGAGAAAAGCAGAGAAAGAUAGAAAGAGAGCUACAAAUGAAAGAGAGAGAGGAAAUGCUUAGACAGAAAAUUCAGGAAGAGGAGGAGGCAUUAGCAGAGGCUGAUGAGCCAAUGAUUCCCAAAAAGAGCAAAUUUGAAAGUGACUCUGAAGAUGAAGAAAAGCAAAGCUUGAAUCAGGAAAAACGGAAAUCUAGAUUUAGUGAUGCUGAAAGUCCCAGCCGGAGAGGGAAAUCUCCCACUCCAGAGCCUGAAGAGCCCCCAAAGAGCAAGGAGGAAAUCAUGCAAGAAGUGAUGGUGAAGGUACGCCGUAUGUUAACAGAGGUGCUACUGGAGGUGACUACAGAAGAAAUGCUGUCGGUAGCUGAGGAUGCAUUCAAUAGGGCCCGAACUAAAGCUCCAGCAGCAACAGUGCAGAAGACACCGGCAUUAGCAUCUUUGACCGGUAAACUUGGUUUGGGAAUCUAUGAUGACAGCGAAGACAGCGACUCGGAGAAUGAAGGGGACACCACUCGGCCUGCGAACGGCGACGAUUCGGACGAGGACAUUCAGGAAAUGAUCCGCAGGAGAAAGCAGGAAUUUUCUCUUAUUGAAAAGGAAAUAGAGAAAAAGCUUGCGGAAGAAGAGGAUAGAGAAAGGAGAAACAAUGAAGAAGAUGAUGAAGAGGAUGAAGAACAGACUAAAAGGAGGGGCAAUGAGAGGGGAGGGGGGUACAAAGGGGAAGCACAGGUAGAGAGCCAGAAAUCUGGAUCAAAUCUUCAUUUGAGUCACCAUGGGCAUCCGGAAGAGCGAGCCAAGACGGAGGCACCUAGUGAUGGAGGAACUCAUGAUGUCCGGACGAAAAAAGGUUUGGUUCCAUUCCUAGAAUCUGUUUCACCGGAGAGAAGUGAUAGGGACUCAAAUCGAACCAAAAAUAAUAGGCACCGAUCAAGUUCAGAUGGCGAGUCUAGUAGAUCAGACUCCUUAGAAACAGGCUCUAUUGCUUCUUCUAAGGCCUCCCAUAGGAAAAAGAGUUCUAAAAGCAAAAAGCAGAAAAAGGACAGAAAGAAAAAGUCAGAAAAGAAGAGAAGUAGAAGCACAAGCCGUGAGAGAAAAUCAAGGAAGAAUGGGAAGAGAGAUGAUCAUAGUAGAUCAAAGAGUCGAUCAAGAAGUCGGUCAAGUAGUAGGGAGAGACGUAGAAGAGAUCCUGACAGAGACAGUAGUAGCAGAAGAAGGUACAAAAGUGGUUCUCACAGGGAUAGUCACAGGGACCGGGAGAGAGAUCGCUAUCGGGAAAGGGAUCGCGAUAGGGAUAGGGAUCGUGAGAGGGACAGAGACCGAAGAAGAGAUAGGGACAGGGACCGUAGGAGGAGGGAUCGAAGUAGAUCCAGCAGCCAUUCAAGGAGCCAUACCAAGAGGAGCUCAUCCGACUCGAGGUCUGUGUCCGUCUCUUCACAUCGCCACCGUUCAAGAUCCAGGUCAAGAUCUCAUUCCAAACGGACAAAGCAUCGAGACAGGGGCAGGGAUUCUUCAUCUGCAAGUUCCGAUCGAUCGUCUGGUAAGAAGUCAUCAAGGCACGGACGCAAGGACUGAGCAACUUGCACAAGGUGGUACCUCUAACUUCUCCUUAGAACUAUUAUAAAAAGAAGCUCUUCCUCUCUAGCUCAAGGCUAAGAUGAUAGAAUAAGAGAGUGAUCCUAAAAGUUGCAAUACUGGUGUGCUAAGACUGCCUAUAGUUAUGUCGUCUUUUUUUUUUCAACUUUUUUCUUCUAAUGUACAUGCUAAAAGAGAGGAAGUGCUUCACUCUUUUCUUAUUUACUUUUUAUUUAAAGUAAGAUUUUCAGGAUGCUGCUUUGUCUUUUAAAAAAACAAAAUUUAUUUUCAAUUAAAUAAUUCCAUCAAAACAUUUAAAUUCCGACCUUUAUGGCAAAAUGGUCUUUGAUACAGUUUCAGGAUUAAUAGAAUCCUUAGAAUGACUUGUUAUUUUUGUAUGCCUAUUACAAUGUUCAUGUUUCCUAAAAUAGUCAAGCCUAAGCCUUUCACUUCAAACUAUCAUUCCUUCUUGGUCUAGUCGGACGAGUCUGUUCCUUUGUAGUUGUUAGGUGUAGGCAGUCUUGCGGAGGCUAGUCCGCAGUCUGGAAGAAUGGUGUUUUUAUGUUACAGGAUGAAGUGGAGCAUGUUGUCGAUGGCCGUCGACCACAACUGUGCCUGUGAUCUUAUAUAAAUCCCCAUUUUUUAUGGAAUCAACUCUAAAACUUAAGAUGGGUUUACAUUUUCUCCAUUAGUUUCUAUGGCCACCGAAGCCAGUGAUUUAAUAUACUUCAUUGCUCUAAAUCCCAUUUGUAGCUGAAAUUUGUUUUUAUUUGUAUCAGAUUAAUAAUGAAUAAUAGUUAAUCUAUGCAUUGUCUUAGAUUUCACGCAAUCAUGUGGUAAUAACUUAAUAUUGUCAUUGGACUUCCUAUCUUCAUGAUUUCUUGUUUAGGGAGUGUGCAAGUUUUCUUGCAUUCUGUGUUUUAUUAAAAAGUUCACUAAGACUG